Messenger RNA from Phaeoacremonium minimum UCRPA7, 822 nucleotides. RefSeq lists its product as hypothetical. The record is from RefSeq and is a predicted model, not a curated record. The transcript has 2 exons. The coding region runs from base 1 to 822 and encodes 273 amino acids. Gene Ontology annotation, biological process: cristae formation. NCBI's taxonomy places the organism in Eukaryota, Fungi, Ascomycota, Sordariomycetes, Togniniales, Togniniaceae. Gene Ontology annotation, cellular component: mitochondrial crista junction; MICOS complex.
AUGGGCUUCACAACUGGCUUUACCGGCGGUGUGACUGUCACCCUCGGCAUCGCCUACCUGACUGUGCUCGCCCACCAGCGAAACCGCGAGAGACAAGCCGACAUUCUGCGUGCCCAGACAUACGUACUGAACAACCUUGCCCAGGGGCCCGCCUCGAAUAUACCACUCCCGCCGCCAUCGCGCUCUGAGCAAGCGGCGCUGGCUCGCGCGAACUUCGUCGAAACCGCCAAGGACAGGUGGAAUGCCGAAAUAGAGGGAGCUGUGCGUUGGGCACAGACAAAGGACUGGGAUGAGGUGCGCGACGAGGCGGAAGGUGCCCUGAGUAGGCUGUGGUCAACCGCCUUCGGCGCAAGCCCUAGCCAGAGCGCUGAAAAUGCCGCCGAGAGAGUCAAGGCGGCUGCUGUCAGCCGCGCAAGGGAGACAAAGGAGGCAGCCAGCGGCACGGCGGGCAGUGUGUCUGCUGCUGCCAAGAGUGCGCUGGAAGAGACCAAGGUCAGAGGGGCUAAGGCUGUGACUUCAGCAGAGGGGAAGACGCAAGAGGUGGCAGCAGAAGCCAAAGGAGCGGCGACAAGCGCUUUCCAAAGAGGACUUCAAAAAGGCAAGGAGAUAGUUGGCAAGGCAAAGGCGGCUGUUGGUGUUGCCGAGGAGAAGUUGGAGUCAAGAGCUGACGCGGCCAUUUUCCAUAUGUCUGAUGUUGAGAAGGCACUACAACAACGAUACGAGAAGUCGGACGACGUCAUGAAGAAGAGCAUUGACGAGCUUCUCGAUGAGAGAUAUACGCCGAUUGAUAAACGAGACAACACAAAGCUCAGGGGCAUCUAA